AUGGUGAAUGUUGCAGUCGCGGGUGGUACAGGUGGCGUAGGAAGAGCCAUUGUAGAGGUACUUCUUACCUCAGGUCAUGAGGCAUUUAUUUUCUCUCGCAGACAGCCUGCACAAGUUGCUAAUACUAUCGCCGUCGAUUAUAAUGACAUUGAACAGCUCAAUUCAGCGCUUCAGAACAAUCAGAUACAUACCGUCAUAUCUGCAUUUGCAGUCAAGGGCGAUUCGCUUUCAGUUUCUCAAAUGAACCUGAUCAAAGCUGCCGCCAAAUCAAAUACAACGAAGCGAUUUAUCCCGUCGGGAGUGGAUUUUCUAUUCCUUAUCCUUCAAGGGUGCUCUCAAUGUUCUUCCACAACUCGAAGACUACUUCCAGGCAAUGGAAGAGCUUCGAAAUAUGGCCUUGAAUGGACCGUGUUUCACACCGGCAUCUUUCUAGACUACUUUGGCGGGUCUUCCUUGAAAUCAUAUUUGCAGCCGAACGUAUUUGUGGUUGAUAUUCAGAACAAAGUCGCUGGUAUUCCAGGAGAUGGUGAUGCACUUGUUACUUUCACCUACACAUUUGACCUGGUCAGGUUUGUGGUAGCAUCACUGGAUCUGGAGAAGUGGGAUGAAGAGAGUCGUGUCGUGGGAGAUGAGAUGAGCUGGAAUGACUUUGUAGGACUUGCUGAGGAAACUCGGGGCUCCAAGUUCGAGGUACACUACGAUAGUGUGGACAAGCUCAAGCGCUUCGAGAUCACCGAGUUACCAGGUCAUAUGCCAUUAUAUGAUAAUUUCCCCAGAAAGAACUUCCCAGUGGUUCAUGUCAAUUUUUGA
This is a messenger RNA of Talaromyces rugulosus, 810 nucleotides long. RefSeq lists its product as uncharacterized. The transcript has 4 exons. NCBI's taxonomy places the organism in Eukaryota, Fungi, Ascomycota, Eurotiomycetes, Eurotiales, Trichocomaceae. The record is from RefSeq and is a predicted model, not a curated record. The coding region runs from base 1 to 810 and encodes 269 amino acids.